AUGGAUGACUACUACCAGCAUGACCAGUAUCAAGGUCGUCCUUUGUCGCUGAAUGAACGAACAUAUCCGGAAUUUGGAACAAAAAAAUGCUGGAGAAAAAGAUUAUCGGAAUUGGGUAGUCCCGUUUGGGCGACAGACGAAUUGAGGAGAAAUUUCGUUACUGCCUAUCGUGCGAGGCUAUCAAGGGAAGAAAAGAGGGCAAUAAACAACAGUCGUGUGAACAUCGUCAAAAGAUACUAUAUUAUGGAUAACAUGCUUUUGGAGGACGAGCAGUUCGAUUGGCUUCUCGAAUGGUACAAAAUAUACAAGUGCAUCAAUAUGAGGCGUUCGAGCAAAGUCAAUGCCAGUGUAGCUAUGAAGGAGUUGGGUUUUAUCGGCGUUGCGCGUCAAGAAUCAAACGAUUCCGGAGAGAACAACAUUUGUUCUAUGCGUAGCGGUCACAGAUUCGCGGACGUAUCGAGUCACGUCGGAUGCGAUCCAGAUAUGAAUGGUUAUACUAUGAACAGAACGGAGAUGUUCUCUAUCGCGAACAACGAUUCGUUUCCACAUACGCUUAUCGCGGAAAGCUGUCGAAACAUUGACAUAUUUUCUGAUGAAAAUGUACCUGCGGUGUCGAACCAGAACUACACCUCGUUCGAAGAUGAAUAUCAAUACUUUGUUCAUCAGUAUACGUUCGAAGAUUACCUCAAUGAACUGAGCGUUGCGUUGGGAGACCAGUCGAAUAAUGAAGUUUUAGCAUCCCCAGUGGAACCAAUCUUUUACCCAAAUCUUGACGAGACAUGCGAACACAAACAUGAGCUCGAUGCGGUACACGAUUUUGAACAAUCUCGUCAAUAUACUCUACAAGAGCUUUUCAACGAAUAUGAUCGUCUUGUGCAAAAUUCUACUUUUGCUGUGGAGUCAUCUGUGACGCAGUCGGAGGUUUUGCAAGUUGGAUAUGGUGAUUGGAAUAACGCACGCGAUGCAAAUACUUCUCAAAAUCUUAAAUACGGUAGAUGUACUGAAAAUCUCGAACAGGAUACGCGAAUAACUCACGCCAAGUCGAUUUUCGGAAUGAGUUUGAUUGUUGCGAGACGGAAAGUCAAGGAAGAGCGAUCUCAGGUCAAUGUGCUCCCUCUCCAUCGCAAGCUUGGUGCCUCUACCCUUCGGGAUCCUUCAUCAACGACAUACCGAAUAAUGGAAUGGCAAUGUCAUCGUUAA
Molecule: messenger RNA, 1200 nt
Organism: Lentinula edodes (shiitake mushroom)
Lineage: Eukaryota; Fungi; Basidiomycota; Agaricomycetes; Agaricales; Omphalotaceae
Exons: 10
Coding region: 1-1200 (399 amino acids)
Source: RefSeq, a predicted model, not a curated record